CAUGGCGACCAAUGAGGGCGGCGGCUGGCGGUAGUAGUCAUCGUCUUGUGUAAACUGAGUGCGGGGAUGGUGUGUGAUAGUGUGUGUAGGAGCCCUAUUUGACGGCGGGGGAAUAUGUUUCUUCACGUCAGCGGCCGGCGGAGAUGGUUGAUGGCAAUAUGGAGAUAGUUCACGAGGGAAUGCUCAAGAAGUCACCGCCCCCGAAGAGGCUGUGGAGGGCGAAAUGGCGCAUGCGGUGGUUUGUACUACGAUCUGGGGAAUUACCAGGGCAGUACUUCUUGGAGUACUACACAGACCGCACUCGACGAAAGCUGAAGGGUAAAAUCGAUCUUGACCAGUGUGACCAGGUUGAUGCAGGCAUAACUUUUGCAAAUCGAAAGUCGGAGUACAAGUACAUGUUCGAUAUUAAGACUCCCAAGAGGGUUUAUUACCUAUGUGCAGAGACAGAACAGGAGAUGAAUCGAUGGGUUGACUGUGUAUGCCAUGUGUGCGGUCUCAAGAUCUACACCCAAGAAGACGAGUACCCGUUACCCAUUAACCACAUACCAACAACACCAUCGGCCACACCUCCAGCUCCACUUCAUAGCUUGCCUCUAGACCAUCAAGUCCUAGAUUCUCCUCCCCAGUCACCAUCAUCUCCUAGUUCAUCUACGUCUGGACCAUAUAUUCCCAUUAGUACAUGUUUUACUGGAAAAAGAACCCCAAAUACAAAUUCCUGUUUCCCAUUUAAUGAUAUCCCACUACCAGGGUCCUUAGAAAAUCAUCGCUCAAGUAUACCCAAUGAAAUUGCUCCUCCGGCACCAGUAAUGUACCAUGAUAGUCAACCUCCAUUAACACAGGCACCCCCUGCCCCCACAGUAAAUACGGGAGCCAUACCACGAGAGUCGUAUGACAGCCACAGACAGCUACGGCCAUCUGGAGCGUCUGAAGACGCAUUAAGUGUCCAGUCGCCAUUAGGAACAGAAUGCAGCAGUGUUUUCAGUGGAGAUGACUGGGAUGGUACUCCACUUAAGGUGGAAGCCAAAUUUUUCAGUGAUGGAACAAGACCCAGGGACACAUUUUGUAAAGAUGGGCAGUGGGAUGGCCUGGGAAGUAAGAGUGGGUUGUCGCCAGGGCUGGGUAACGUUGCCACUUUACCAAAUGAUAUUCGCAGUCUUAGUAUAUCAGAUGACGACCAUCAGCAGGUACAAGCAGCUCCACCUAGACCUCCCAAACCACCUCAUCUUGCUGAAAUUCCCCAACAGAUAUAUCAAAACUUGGACACAAUCACAAGAACUUCACUAGUGAGAAAAAACAGUUCGAAUGAGAAAAUUAGAAAUGGAAUAGGGGGUACUUUCUCUGUUCAUGAGGCUAAUACUGGGACAUCUGACCCUGAACCUUCUCCAGCAUCUGGUACUUGCUCCAUACCUCCGUCAACGCCUCGUGAUAUAAAUGAAGACGUUCAUGUUCUGGUUAGAUCACAGCAGUAUUCUGAAUCUGUGAGUCCCCAGGCAGCUGAAAGGACCAUUCAAAGACAUUGCUGCAAUAACUUUGUUCAAACUCCCUCGCAAAGCCAAAUAUUUUCUUAUGAUGUGCGGGUGCAUGAUAUACAUGAUAAACAAGGAGAACUUGACCCUAGGAUAUCACCUGCAAGUCUGUAUUCAAAUAUUCCACAAACAAACAAAAGUCCAAUCUAUCCUCCUGCAGUUGAUCGGGGACUUAAGCCCAAAAAGACUUCUGAUGGAGGGAAUAUGAGCUGCUCCGAGUUAUCUCCGCCACCAUCUGGUGGUCCACAAGAGGUGUUGGGUGCUGUUGGGGGUUCACCAGCUCCACCUUCAUCAGCUCCACCUGUGGUUGAUAGAAAUCUUAAACCAACAAAGAACCCUUCAGAGUCUGUUCCCAAAAAUAUGUUUGUACUAGAUCCAGCCCCAAUUCGCCUUAAAAAGCAUGACCAGCGCAAACGAGGUGCACCCUCUCCAACUCCACCUACACUGCGCAAUGGUCGUAGUGGCAAUGAGAGUGGGGAUGAAGCAGAUCAUACAUCCAACUCUGGAAGUAGACGCAACUCUACAAAUGCAGAUGAACAGAUAUUCUUUCCGUUACAGAAUGCGUGUAGACCACAACAUGAAAUUCAGUACUUGGAUCUGGAUCUUGACCCUGAGGCUGGACAUAGCCCCAAAUCUUUGAAAGGGGCAUCAAGUAAAUGUUCUGUAGGGGCUUCGGCUCCUUCAGUUGUGUACAAGAAAGUUGACUUUGUGAAGACAGAUGCAUUUAACAAGAUGAGAAUAAAUGUAGAAGACACGUACAGGAAAAACCAAUAGUGGAAAGAAAAACUAUACAACGUAGUGGGAUAGUUGUGAUUUACAGACUUGUAAAUAAGCUUGAAGAGUCUAUUGUAAAGGAAACAAGUCAGUGAAGUGUACAGGAUAUUUGUUUGUUUAUAUAUAUAUUGUUUAUACUUAUAUAUAUACAUAUAUAUAAUUAUUAUAAGAAAAUAUUGAGACCCAUAAAUAGCAUACUCUUAAUGAACGUGUGGAUGAUUUAUCCAAAUUUGGAUAAUGUUUUGAUGAAAGUUCAUUUCCAUGAUUGGAUACGUGGGUGAUCUUCGGGUAAACACGCAAACUUUGUAACAUACUCAAGGGCAUACUUGAACUUGUAUGGUACAUCUGUAUCCAAUCAUGGUGUACGAUAACCAACAAAAGCAACACAAAUUUGAAUAUUACAUAAAUAUGUUUGCUUAGGAGAUGGAAGAGCUGAUUUUUCUUGCUUGCAAAUAGAAACUGUUUUUAAAAGUGGGAAGAAACUAAAGGAAGGACUAACAGUGAGGCUUAAGAUGGGCGGUAAUAAAUGUGUAAUAUUUGCAGACGACGAGUCACAAUAACAUGGCUGAAGAUAUGAAGACUGAACCAUACACCAGAAGAUGAGAUGAUGACGAGCCUUUCUCUUUCCAGCCUUUCCUCUCCUCUCUCUUAACCAUCUGGCUCCUAUCCAUUUCCAAGUUGAAUGGGGGAUCUAAUUUCCUCCUUCCUUUUCUUGAUGUUCAUGUUUAUGGCUCUGUGUCCAGGCUCUCUUUCUCUGUCUACCGCAAAUCCAUACAUAGUGGUAUGUACAUUCACUUCUUUUCUUACCAUCCUCCUUCUGUUAAGAACAGUGUUCUCGUCUCUCUCUUCCUCCGUCCUCUACGCAUCAUUGACCCUCAGUUUCUUGAUUCUGAAAUUUCUCUUGCCUUGGUUACCCCUUACAUUUUUAUCAACUGUGCCUAUUCUCAAGUUAAAUCAAAUUUCUUUCAUCCCAAACCUGUUUCCAGCAUUAGUACCACUGUGCUCUGCCUUCCAUUCAUAUCUGAACUCAAAAAUCUAAUUAAUAUCCUUUGUCCUCUUGACAUAGAGCUUGCCCUUCGACAAACUAACACUCUUCGUAGUAAUCUGGUUCACACUGCUGCUCCUGCUUCUAAUGCUGGCGUCUGCUCUGUUUCUUGUUCGUCUUGUCCUCUCCAAUACUUUGGGGGAACUGGCCGUACACUUAAUGACAGACUUGAGGCACACAAAAGAAGUCUCAAGUUUGCAGACACAAACAAUGCUCUCGUCUGUCAUAUUAGGGACUCUAAUCACCCUAUUGAUUUAUCUUCUAAAAUAAACUUUCAUGCCUCUACUCUUCACAGACGCCAUCUUGUUGACUCGGCUCUGAUGCACAACAUGCUCAACAUGAACCUUAGUCCUGGCUUUGUUGCUGUUGACUUCCCUUUCAAAGUACAUACUCAAAUGCUUUAACCUUUCUAACAAACGUGAUCUAACAUAAGCUUACCCCCUCCCCCCUUUAUCUUUUUUUGUAUUUUAUUUUUCCUCAUAUUCUUACAUUUCCACUUACAGUAUACCCAUUAUUACCCCCUUCUUACAUCUGAUUCCUUCUUACAUCUGAUUAUUACACCCAUCCCAUCUGUACCUUUUGCCUUGCUCUUGCCUUCCUCUAGGAAUUUCUCCUCCUCACCUCUCUUGCAUUACUUAAUGCUCGCUUCAAUAGCAAUCGACUUGAUAAUGUUCCAGGACGGAACGAAACGUCAUCUCACCUUCUGGUGUGUGGUUUAGUCUUCAUGUGUAAUAUUUAUCCCAAUAUUUGUUACUAUAUACCUGGUUAAGCAUGCCAAAAACUGUGGUUCUGUUUUUUUUU
Messenger RNA from Procambarus clarkii (red swamp crayfish), 4146 nucleotides. It is a transcript of the gene dos, whose product is annotated as daughter of sevenless. Lineage: Eukaryota; Metazoa; Arthropoda; Malacostraca; Decapoda; Cambaridae. The record is from RefSeq and is a predicted model, not a curated record. Gene Ontology annotation, biological process: signal transduction. Gene Ontology annotation, molecular function: signaling adaptor activity. Gene Ontology annotation, cellular component: cytoplasm.